GUCCAUUCUCAGACGUGGUCACCACAAAUCUCAAGCUCUCCAACCCUACAGACAGGAAUGUGUGUUUCAAGGUGAAGACGACGGCGCCGCGCCGGUACUGUGUGCGGCCAAACAGUGGAAUCAUCGAUGCAGGCACCUCAAUCAACGUCUCAGUUAUGCUGCAGCCUUUUGACUACGAUCCCAACGAGAAGAGCAAACACAAGUUCAUGGUCCAAUCCAUGUUAGCACCUCCUGACAUGACCGACAUGGAGGGAGUGUGGAAGGAGGCAAAGCCAGAUGAGCUGAUGGACUCCAAGCUGAGGUGUGUUUUUGAGAUGCCAGUGGAGAACGAAAAAUCGCAUGACAUGGAGUCCAACAAGAUGAUGUCGUCCAGCUUGCUGAAGUCAGAUUCCUCCACGCUGCCUCCAAAGUCAAUGAGCUCCACCCUCGACGACGGCGAGGUAAAGAAGAUCAUGGAGGAGUGUAAGAGGCUGCAGAUGGAGGCUCAGAGGCUACGGGAAGAAAACAAACAGAUCCGGGAGGACGACGGUCUGCGGAUGAGGAAGAGUAACAUGAUGUCAUCUCAGCACUCCUCAGUUGGCAUAAAGAAAGAGGAGGGGUUGAGCGCCCGCACGGUGGCCAUCAUCGUGCUCUUCUUUCUGGUGGGCGUCAUCGUGGGCAAGUUGGUGUUGUAGACGGCAGCGCAGUUCGGUCGGCCGCAGCAUGCUUUCAGGGGGAUGAAAACAAACACGGGAUCUGGGAUUUUGGAUCAGAAAUGCCAUAUCCACUGGGUGGGGGGUGGUACUAGUUUUGAUUCAGUCUCAUUUAUGUAAAAAAUUUCAAAAGUAUUGUAUGAGGGGAAAAAAAAUAAGAAAAAACAAUUCACCAUCUUAUGAACAAACCUACUGUUACAGGUCUUGCCUCUACGUAAUCAUCACAUAAUCAUCUGGCCCUCUUCCCAAAGUUUCAUGUAUACAGAUGACUGGUUCUGUGGGUGGGGGGGUAAUGGAAACAUGAUUUAAUGCUAGUGAUUUAGACCAAUGGAUUUUCUAACACCGGCGAGCUAGUGUUGGUGCGAUUGAGUCAGUUUGAAAUUGUGCGAAUGUCAUUUUAGUGUAUUGUUGUUUCUUUUUCUAAAUGACGGAGGCCAGAGCCUAUGUAUAUGUAUAUGUAAUCCCCCCCACUGUACAGUAUACCCAGGUGUUCCUUCCAGCUAAACCCCCUUUAAGGAAGGGAUUUACCAGAGAGAUGAUCCACGCAGUCGGGGUUACACACACAGGGCUAUCAAACUGACUCCUCCAGUCAGAGGCUUUGUAAAAUCGGCUUGUCUUUGAUUGUAGAGGAACCUUGAUCAGUGUAUGAAACACUAUACCAUAGGUAUUUUUGUUCCUCGUGUCCUUUUUAUUUUUCACUCUACCUUACUCCCGUCACCUGUCACUCAGUGCUCACCGCGUCCCCAGUUGUCAGAGGGGGAUGUUUGAUUGCAUGCGUUCACACAGAGUGUUGCAUCUGGACUUUUGAAUCUAAUUUAAUUGCUUUUAUAACGGUGAUAAUAAUAUGUUAUUUGGCUGUAGGUUUGCACAACUACAUUUUUCUGAUUUUAUUUCUUUUCUCUUUUGUGUUUUGUUGCAUUUUUAUGAUUUUAAGUAAUUCUUUUGUUUGGAAGGGUUGAAGCAUUUAGGAAUAUCGCAGCUACCAGAAAUGAGCUCCAGAUUUGUAGGAUUAGAUCAUUUCUGUAAAUGUUCUCCAGAUGAAAGUCUUGCCUUGUGACCUGUUGUGGCAAGUUAUUCUCAGGCCAAGAUGGAGGUAUAUAUACAGUACAUUAAUAUAUAUAUAUAUAUAUAUAUACACAGAAAGCAUGCAUACAUAUAGUGAGAAACCACAAGUGGACAGAAGGCGCAUAUAGAGGCAAUAGUUACGUGUUUCCUUUACAUCAACACCAAGGUCCUGUUACAGUGUCCUAACAAAAGGACCUUGGUCUUUUCCAGCUCUUUUUUGUUUUCUCAUAUUUUCCUACUGAGCCAUACAUUUGUUGACAUUCUGUGUUGUUUUGGGGCAAAUGAGUGUUUUAAGCUGCUUGCUCUCCACUGCUGGUGAUUUGCUGUUUUUUUUUUCCACUCCACUGCAGGCCUGUGUUCAGUUUUUGGUGUUUGUUCAGCAUUUAUCCGUUGCUUAUUAAUGUUAUAUCCUCACUGCAUUUGAAGUCGUGUUCAUUUUAAAUGCACUAAGAUUAAGAGUGUCUCUCCUUUGAUCUUCCUGCAGCAAACAACCAUUUUUUUUUUCUCUAGCCAGAGGGGGUAAAUAAAUACAUAAUAAUACAUACAGUUUAGCCUUGCGGGGACCACAUGAUGACAUUGUACUGUUCCAGAGAUGAUGGUUCUUUUUUUGUCAGAAAUAAACAAAAAAAAACUACUACAAACUGUUUCAUCUCCAAAUUUGCAUGAGGAAGAAAAAAAAACAGCAGUAGAGAGCGUCAUUUUGCAAUAUUUGACAGAAAAGAGCAGUCGGUCAUAUUUCUAUCCCACUGUAUCCACAUACAGAGCAUAUUCCCCUUUGCUAAACUGAACGAAAAAUCACAAAACUCCCCCCCGCAUCUUUUUAUGUUAGAUGGAGUGGAAGACAAUGGAUCUGACAGGUGGGGAAGAGGUUAAGAUAAACAUAAGCUUGUGUUUCUGCUGUAUCUCUGUAAAGUUGUUGGUUGAGGAUGACUUGCUGCUUAGAAGGGAGGGCAGAGCAGGCUUGAACUUACAGUCCCAUCUUGGGUUAUCAAGACCUGGGUCACGUAGUACUUGCAGAAAAUUCUUCUUGUUCAGUGAAUUCUGUUUGGAGUAUGCAAACAUUUUACACAAGACAAGAUAAUACACUGUUAUUGUGAUUAUGAGAAAAACGUACCCCUGUGUACCCCACCAGUGUGGUACUCCAAGUAGGAUUAAACAAAACAAUGACAAUUACAUGUAAAUACUAAUUGAUCCAGGCCCGGGUUGUUAAACACACUACACUGACCUGUUCUGGAGUCUCUGACCAUCACCGUGAUCAAUGUAAGCAGUCGGGAAACUGUUUUGUAUGUAUAUAAAUAAAUAAAUAAAUAAAUAAGUCUAUCUGAGAAGAAGAUUAAUAUUCCUAGUCAAGUAGUCUCUCUGGUGUAUAAAAACAAUCCAACCUGGUUGGACUAUGUAGCAUCUUAAUAAAUUAAAUGAAUAAAGCCCCUACCUAUC
Morone saxatilis (striped sea-bass) is the source of this 3194-nucleotide messenger RNA. RefSeq names its product vesicle-associated membrane protein-associated protein B/C-like. Gene Ontology annotation, cellular component: endoplasmic reticulum membrane; plasma membrane. Gene Ontology annotation, biological process: endoplasmic reticulum membrane organization. NCBI's taxonomy places the organism in Eukaryota, Metazoa, Chordata, Actinopteri, Moronidae. The record is from RefSeq and is a predicted model, not a curated record. Gene Ontology annotation, molecular function: FFAT motif binding.